AGGUAACCAUCUCUUCGAUGUUUGUUAUGUACGCGAAUAGAGCAGGGGUGUAUUGGAUUUGAUUUUUAACUUCAUUAUUAUUAAAAAUAUUAUAAAGACUACUUAAAAUGGUGUUAGCGGAUAGAAAUUCAGAAAGUAUUCGUAAUGGGCGAAGAUCUCGUGGUCCAAGUCCAAAUGGUCAUCCAUCUGAAUCAAGCAGCGAAGAUGAAGGUGAAAAGAUCCGAGUCGGUCGUGACUACCAAGCAGUUAUUCCUGAAUUUGUUCCAGUUGAAGAACGGAGGUUAGAGCAAUGUCCUGAUCGAGCACUGUUGGUGUGGUCUCCUACAAUAGAUAUAUCUGACACAAAAUUGGAUGAAUACAUUUCACUUGCCAAAGAAAAGUACGGAUACAAUGGAGAACAGGCAUUGGGCAUGUUGUUCUGGCAUAAACAUGAUCUGGAAAAGGCUAUCUGUGAUCUGGCAAACUUCACACCAUUUCCAGAUGAGUGGACAGUGGAGGACAAAGUACUGUUCGAACAGGCUUACCAGUUCCAUGGCAAGAGCUUCCACAGGAUAAGACAAAUGUUGCCUGAUAAAACUAUCGCUACUCUGGUUAAGUACUAUUAUUCGUGGAAGAAGACCCGGAGUAGGACCAGUCUGAUGGACCGCCAAGCUCGCAAGAUGGCAGGGCGAGGUGGAGCCGGUGAAGACGGAGCAGGCAGUGACAUGGCUUCCGAUAUGGGCUCCAACUCUGAUUCUGACAACGAGGAGAAGAAGUGGACAAUCCACCGUGGCAUUCAACGUAAAAGUUGUUCGCCUCCUAGACCCUCUCAGACAACUGAAGAGGCUGCCAAAGAUAAGGAAGGUGGAGAGGGACGUAACCUGUCUUGCAGCAACUGUAGUGUGGCCUGCAGUCAUGUCCAGUCAACUCCUAAAGGCUCCAUGUGCAACACUUGCUAUACUCACUGGAGGCGGACUGGAAACUUGCGACCGACAGUGGGUCCCACCAAGCCUCGUGACCGCCAGCUUCUGUUGCGCAACAAACGAAAGCCGCCUCGUGGGAUGUAUGUGAAUCACGAUGAUCUGGUCGCUAUGGCUUCAGGCCCUACUGGUCAGGGAGAACAAAUGCUCAAGGCUAUGGAUCGGGAAAUCGUGUCUCUCAAGCGACAAGUCCAGAACAAUAAGCAGGUUCUGUCCUCAUUAAAGCGCAAAAGCAGCGAAGGUGUUGAUGUGUUGCGUCCUCCAGACAACAAUGGUCGAAUCAAUGCUCGAUGGACCAAUGACGAACUAUUAUUGGCAGUUCAAGGCAUGAGGAAGUACGGGAAAGAUUUCCAGGCUAUAGCUGAGGUGAUUGGAACCAAGACAGAAGUCCACAUGAGGUCAUUUUUCAUUAACUAUCGCCGUCGCUUCAAUUUAGAUGCUGUCUUACUGGAGUACGAAGCAGAACACGGCCCAAUCCAGGAUAAUGAUGAUAAGAUGGAGGUAGAUGUGGUGGUGACUGGUAGUGAAGUAGCCAGCAGCAGCUCUCCCCCCUCUACCCCCUCCAAGCAGUCACCUGUGGUAUCCUUCAGCGCCAAAACCACACCCACCAAAUGAUAUCAGCUUCUCAACAAAAAUAGAUAAGUGACAUCACGGUCGAUUCUCAGUCAAUCUGUAUGUAAAUAAGCCUUAUUGAAAAGUAACCUCUGUGUACAUACUUUUCCAUCGCCAUUGUUAUAUAUAUACAUAGUGUGUUGACUAUGAUGUCAAGGUUAAUUUUACAAUGGUCUAUAGUAUCAUACAGCUGAUCCAAUGUUUAGUCUAACAACCAUGUUGCAUUUUGGACUGUGUAUGCUUGGACAUUUUUUAAUUACUCACUUAGAAUCAGAAACAACUACUUUUUAUUUCCUAGUUUAAAAAGAUGAGAUUAAAUAAGUAAUUUCAUUACUAUGACAGAUGUUUCUAUUUUAACAAAGAAAUAAAAUUCAUAGUAAACAUUCUGUGAAUUUAUUUCACAGUAAACUGAUGUGGGUUACUUUAAUUUAAUUUGUUGUUACAUUUUACCAGACUCACACUUUCAACAUUUCUAAUGUUUAGUUUUGGUAAUUAAAAUAUAAAUGGUUUAUUUUGUGAUAUUUAACACAUUUACAACGACUGGAAAUCCACUUCAAAAUUUAUUUUGCUUUUGUGAUUUAGAAUCAUAAAAUAAAAAAAAACAAAAUCUGUAUUUUAAAUAUUAAAAAUCAUGAAAAAUUUAUGUUAGAUUCAAACUUUUACAAAAAAUAUUUAGUCUGUGGGUUUAUUAUCUUUUAAGUGUAUCCUGAGGAGUGCUUGAUGGACUUCCAUUGUGUUAUGCUAUGUAUGGAUAUUAAAUAAUCUAUUGGGUAUAUCUCUCAAACUUUUAUUCGGUUGUGGACAAUAAACUAAUAUUUCCAUUAUCUAAUACACAAAUGUGUGUUUUAACUAUUUUACAAUAGUAUGUAAUAAAUAUAUCCAUCAAUUUGUUUUGUAAAAAUGUUUUUUUCAUCACACAAGUCCAAUAGUCGUGUUUAAGCUAAUGGGUAAAUGAUAUUUCUAGGCAAUAUUAUAUUAUGCACACGUUUGCAUUCCAUCAAUUAGAAACAGGCGUAUUCUUAAAAACAUUCAUAACAAAUUGGCAGUAACAUGCAAAGCUUAGCUUUCACCAACAGAUUACAAGCCGUUGCAAAUGUGUUAAAGAGUCAUCUUUUUGUAGUUACUGACCUGUAAAUAAAAAUGCAUACAUUUAAAAAUUUAGUAACUGCACACCUUUUAAUAAGCUUUUAAUGUUGUACAUCAACUGUCCAGUGUGCGUAUAAAAUAGUGCAAACUUGUUGUAGUUUUGUAUAAUAAUAUAUUUUUACAAAUUUUUAUUUGUUGUAAUUUUUAACUAAUAUUGUAUCCAAAUUGCUGGAACAUGUAGCUAUUAACAUAGUGUCUUAUAGUUUGUUUACAGUUCCUUGAACAGUAUUUUUAUAAGCAGACCUGUAAAAUAUGAAUUGUCAUUCAGAAAAAUAUUAAAUUGGUGUACGGUACUGUCCUAUUUAUAAAUAAAUGCCUCAUGCAUAUUGGCAGAAACAUAUAAAAUCAAAGCUAUUAGUUGGCUUUAAAUAUUUGUUUAAUAGUUGUACAAGUAAUCCAUACACGAGGAAAUAAAUCAUGCAGUUUGAUGUGCAGCGAAAUAAAUAAAAUGUGAGAGUAAUGAUCAUGGAGUUUAUGACUUUGAUUCACCAUUCUUUAAAUUGACUAAAAACUUACAUGAGGAGUAUUCAUCUUGGACACAGUUCCAAUACACUUAACACUUUCUGAUACUCUCCAAAAUUUCAAAUACAGAUUGAUCAAAAAGUUUGCCUCUGCUAUUUUUUUUAUAAUUGAUAUAAAAAAGAGAAAUACUGGGGAACUUUUCCAAAAUUUAGUUGGAAUGCUCUCCCUCUAAUGGUAGAGAAGUGCUUCCAACUCAAAAUUUGAUAUGGGACUUCUUUGUGAUCAAGUAUGUGCAACAGAAAUUUAAGUAGCCUAUCUAGCACAAAUAUUAGCUUUUUAUCUGCUAUAUUUUAUUUUUGUGAAUAAUGUAGCUUUAGACAUUUGGAUUAAAAUUAAUAAGUACUAUUUUUAAUUAUGUUUAAAUAAUGCUUUGCCUGGGAUACUUUUAAAUAAAGUACAGGACAACCCCCAUUAAAAAAUUUCAGUCUCCAACAGAGAUAUAAAAGCAGGUUUUUGUCUUGCUGUUGGGGAUUAAAAUUUAAUAAUGGUAACUGUCAUUUAUUUUCAUUUUAAAAUUUCUUGCAACACUUGGGAAAUAAGUAAAGGUAAAUAAUACUCCAGUUCAUAUGACAAAAUUCAUAAUUUUGUUGUUUUCCUUCUAAUGUUGUAUCUUUUUACUAUUUAACAAUUUUGUGACUGAUGAGCAACCCUUCCCCUUUGGGACACCCUUUUAAAUUUUUCAAUACACUAUAGAUUAAAUCCUGCUAUGGGAAUUACUCUGUACGUGAAAUUUAAAUACAGUAAAAGUUAGAUUCUGCUGUGAAAAAUCAACCUGAACUAGAAACUAUGCUUUGGUAAUAAUAAAUAUAUCAACGUAAUGCUUUGUGGUUGUUACAAAGCCUUUGGACUUCAGUUUAGUGUGUAGUGUGAGACAAUUGAUAAUUGUUGUGUUAGAUAAUAUUGCACUAUCUCUCAUUUCUAAAGACAUGUUUUAUUUUCUACUGAAGGAGUUGUAUCCACAUUGAAAUCUGCUGACUUGUACAUGAGAAAUGUAUCUACAGGAGAAUUAAUUAUAACUAUAUUUACUCUUUGAUAGGGAGUAUUUGAAAAAGUUGUUUUGGAAUUUUUAAAGUGGAUUAUACGGUUUUUGUAUGCCUAUUAAAUUAAUAUUUAAAGAAAUAGGAAUAGGACUGGCUUAAAAACAUAUCAAAUAAUUUAUUUGUCACCCUAAGGGCUAAAUGAUUAAUAGUUGUGUUUUAAAUUUAAAAUUAUACUGUUUUGAAUGGUUAUUUGGUUAAGGAUAUUGUUUGUAUAUGAAGUAUUGCUUUUUAUUUAGGAUUCACUGAAACUGAUGACAACUGUUUACUUAUUAACGCAUUACAGUGUGAAUGUUGGUUAGGUACACCUAUACCUAUUAAAUGAACUAUUAUCACUGAUAGAAAAAUACACAAACUUACUUGUAAAGAAAUAAAUAAAUACAACUUUAUAAUCUCACAAGCUUUUAAUUGAUAUAAACAGUUUGUUACUUAUUAUUUUUAUGAAAUUUGGUGGGUAGUUUAAUAUAGAGAAAUUUAAUAGUGUCGAUGUUGUGUAUAUUUUUACACAUUAAUGUAACUUUAUCUGAACAAAGACUGCAUGUUAUAUUCAAUAUUUAUUUAACGUGUCAUUGGAAUGUAUUUUGGAUUUCCUUUAGUAUAAAGAAGAGUUAGUGGUAAGAAAUGUCCUUGUAUAAAGCAAUGGUUGUGUUAUUCAACUUAAACACGUAAGUUCAAAUUAUGAAAGAUCUGUCUGCAUUCCGCACAGCUUGUUGACUUGUACAGAUUUGAGAAGUGUACACUGAGUAUUUUUAGGCUUAGUCUUAGUCAAUAACGUUUAUAGAUAUAUCAGCACGUUUUGAUUCUGUAGUUACUUUCUGAUGUUUUAUCCGUUAGCAAACAUGCAAACAAUAUAUUGCAAUGUAAAUCUAACUUAUUUAUUGUGUAAAAGGUUUAUUAUGUUCAGUUUUAAUGGAUGCUUUGUGUUAUUUUUAUUAUAUUAUUUUUAUAAAUAAGAAAACGGUAUAUUUUAGUUUAAAAAAAUUUUAAUUGUCUUUAUGGUGCAGUAGUGAAAGUAAUUAUGUUACAUACUAAAAAAAGCCUAUGGUGUUUUGAGUCUUGGUUUUCUUUAAUUAAAUAGUAAAACUCUGCAAACAUUCGAAUUAAUUUCAAUAAAUGUUUAUUUUUGUAGUAGAUGGACUCACUAAGUAGUAAAUGCUAUAAAUAAUGCCAUUAUGGUCAUAAUGUAAUAUUCAUGAUCUGGUUCUAAGUACAAUACAGAUGAUAAAUGUAUUGUUGCCACACUUACCUAUUUUAUUGAUGUGUAACCUAGAAAAAAUAGGUUUUAUAUUGAUCACAAUGAAUCUUGAGCUUGUCAAAAUAUUUUUAACGAUAAAAUAUUCUUUAGAUUUAGUUUUGUCAGUUUAUGAUUAAGAUAAGUUGUGAAAAUGUUAAAUGGAACAAGUAUUUAGACUGUUUAAUUAAAAUGUUACCUACCUUA
Molecule: messenger RNA, 5714 nt
Organism: Homalodisca vitripennis (glassy-winged sharpshooter)
Lineage: Eukaryota; Metazoa; Arthropoda; Insecta; Hemiptera; Cicadellidae
Product: REST corepressor 3-like
Exons: 12
Coding region: 108-1574 (488 amino acids)
Biological process (GO): negative regulation of DNA-templated transcription; regulation of transcription by RNA polymerase II
Cellular component (GO): transcription regulator complex; histone deacetylase complex
Molecular function (GO): transcription corepressor activity
Source: RefSeq, a predicted model, not a curated record